Fusarium pseudograminearum CS3096 is the source of this 2784-nucleotide messenger RNA. RefSeq lists its product as uncharacterized. Lineage: Eukaryota; Fungi; Ascomycota; Sordariomycetes; Hypocreales; Nectriaceae. The record is from RefSeq and is a predicted model, not a curated record. The transcript has a single exon. The coding region runs from base 1 to 2784 and encodes 927 amino acids.
AUGCAGACCACAGAUCUUCCGACAUGGUUCUGGCUCCCACUCAAGGGCGACUGCGAGUGGGAUUCCCCAUUCAACAUGGGGAACUGCUUCGACGAGCAGUACCACAACGUCUUUUUCUUUUUGAUCAAGGCGUUAAUCUACCUCACAAGGUUCACGACGUUCCCGUUCGUGCUCUUUUUCGCGGGGAUGCACGGAGAGUUCUUGGCCACCUUGCCCAUGGCCAUCCUCUCCACAAUCACCAUCAUCCCCAUGGUCCUCUUGCGGCUCAUCUGGGCAGAAGACUACCACACUCAUGGCGGUUUGGGCAACCCCAUGGUGGAAUAUUCUGUCAAGACCUGGGCCAUUCUCUCCAUGCCAAACAUCGUUUCAUGGACCCCCAGUGCCGCUUUUGCGGUGAGCCAGUCGGUGCGAAUCGUUAGGGAAACUUUUGUUUCUCUUCGUAUUCAAGCCGAAUCCAGCUUUGACGCUGAGACUCUGUUCCCUACUCCCUUUGCCGGGAGGGACUGGGAUUCGGAUCUUAGCACAUCCGGUGCUGAAGCCUGGAUGCGAAUGCUGGUGCAGGAGGAUCAAGAAGAGAGACACGCCCGACGGGAGGAAGAGAAGAGAGUCGCGGUGGAGCAGAAGAGACUGGAGCAGGCCUCUUUGCUGAUGCAGAAGCUUGAAGAUGACACCGACAUCGCCAUCUGGAAAGCUAUCAGCAAGAGGCGACCACAGCCCAUCAUCCGACGCCAGUCAGCUCUAACUCACCGGCAAGAGACUGAGCUGCUGGCUGAAGAGAGGGGCCUGACCAAGAAGCAAUUCUUGGCUCAGCGCUAUGUGGUCGUGCCAGUGGACCAGAGCACUCAGUCGGACCCGUCCGACUUUGCUGACGACAGGGCGAUGAAGACGCCAGUCAGUCCGAUCGUCGAGAUCCCCUCAUCUCACGGCGUUCAGUCUGACUUGGCUGAGUCCCCUGUUCUGACGCAAAUCGAACCGUCUGAGCCCGCUCCCACUGGCUCCUCUCCAUCAUCUCUCUCUCCCCCUUCUCCUCACGAGACGACACCGAAGAAGCCAGCUUCUUCCACCACCACCGACGCCGCCGCCGCCACUGCCACACCAGGCAGAGAGACGCCUCCUGUUCGAGAGCCUGCGCCUAGCGCAGUGUCUCCUCGACAGGAGGUCGUCGAGGCCAUCACCACCCUCCCCUCUCCCCCCUCUCCUGGCGUCGUCGGUGUCGUCUCAUCUUCCCAUGUCGUCGAUGAACCCAUCUUCCCCUCUGAAGAAGAGCUCCCUCCCCAAGCCAUCGUUCCUUUUGCAGAACCGGCGGGCCUUGAGCCCUUACGACAGCUGCCAUCACCCGAGCAGGCCGCCGGUUCUGUCGCUUCCUUCGCCCAGGAGGUUCCAGGGAUCCCCGACAUCCCCGAAGAACUCCUUUUCGCUGCGGCGAAUGGAAGUGAGGACGGCUGGGAGAAAAGCCUUCACCAGGGGCUCUUCCAACCCGCUCCUUGCAUCUCUCCCACCUGGGAUCCCACCGAACUUGAUGCCGCCAUCGACGAUCUCCUUAACAGCGGCGAUGAAGUGGGUGAACAGGUUUGGGAUGAGAUGGCAAUCGAUGAUUGCCAAGUCGAGGAUGUGGAGAUGGAGGAGCAAGGUGAAGGUGAGGUAGAGGUACUGACUCCGUCGCAGGCCGUUGAUAGCGAGAUGGAGGAGGUCGGUAUGACGGAAGAGGAGCAGGAGCGGAUGGUCCAAGAGGCGUCGUGGGCGGCGUUGGCGGCUCUCCUUGACGAAGACGAGGAUGAGUUCUGUGAUGAGCCAUCACAGAUGGUCAUUGACCAUGCCGCGCCGGCCCAGACCCUCUCCGUCCCGCAACUCCCUCUCCCUCAGUUCAACCGGCCUCCACCUCCGCCGCAGGCCUCCGUCUUCCAUUUUGAGGUCACUCCACAGGCCGUUCCAGCGCCUUAUGUCAUGUCGCAGCAGGAACAGGAUGACCUCGAAAUGGAGAUGGUGGCAGCGUUCGACAUCGAGAUGGAGGACGCGGAGGAUGAAGAGGAGGUUGGCAUGGGCCCUCAAGAUCUCAGCCAACGAAAGAUCUUGAUACCAAGGGCCCAGGGAUCCCGACACAAUCCCAGCCAACCUCUUCCUCAACCAACGCCGACUACAUCUCAGUCGAAACGCUCUCGAUCCUCGUCGAUCGAGCAAGCUGCGCCUGAGCCCAAACGGGCUCAGUAUCAACCCAUCCAGAGUCUGUCGUCUGCGCCCGCCCAACCUUUGGCGGUCCCGCCCGUCACUCUUCAACCCGAGGGCGCAUCUCCCGCGCCAAGCAACACCAACAGUCAACAGCAGACUGUUGCCCCCAUAAUGAUGGGGGGGCUCAUGCUCCCCGGGGGCAACCAACGUAUAACCAACGCCGAGCCGCCAGCGCCCACACCAUCGGCAGCGCCCGCUCCUACUACUAUAACUCCUGAGGAGAAGAAAGCCGCCUUCGAGAAGAAGAAGCAGGCACAGAUAAAAGCACAGCAGGAAGCUCGAAGAAACAAGAAGCCGAGCCUAUUUCACCAGACCAAGAAGCCAGCUACACCUGGGAGAUCCGCCCCCGCCACACCUCACCAGCAAACUCCGAACCACACCUCACCAUCACCAAUGCCACGAAUCAGAGAUCCCGGCUUGAGAGCGGCUUCUGAAUCAGCCUUCGGCACGCCCGGGUCGGCCCAAAAGGAGGCCGGCCACAACAUCCUACAAACCAUCCCAGCCUAUCUACUAGACCAGGUCGCAGGCAGAGCGGCCGAGGACGAGGACGAAGAAUAA